UAUAUGCUCCUGUUAUCAGCCACAACCCCAGAGCUUUGAAGUCAGGGUCUGUAGACCUAGUGAGCCCAUCAUUAGAUGCAAGCUCAGCAGAUGUGCCCUCCAUGUAUUCUUGACCUCUUGUAUUCAGCAUGUGUCAAAAUAUCAUCAGCUCCAUCCCAACUGGUUAUGGUAUGAUUGCAAGUACAAUAGCAUAGUACCCACAUGUCUCUUAUCACUUUCAGCUAAUGAUGCAUGCUCUGUGAAGACAACAACUAUCAAGCAUGGCUUCUAAGCCAGUAUCUAUUGUCCAAACAUACAUAAGUGGGCUCCGUUCUAAAUCAGAAGAUGAGAAGUCCAAGACUGUCCAUGAGCUGUACCACUAUGUCAGCACCGAGCUGCUGGAGGUGCCGCCGGGAGAGCUGCAGGCCUUCAUGGACGAGUUCAACCACCAGAUAUUCAACUUGGCCUCCAGCGCCGACAGCAACGACAAAAAGGGCGCCAUUCUGGCCACCGUGAGCCUGAUCAGCGUGGACGUGGGCAACAGCACCACGCGCAUCUCGCGCUCCGCCAACCUGCUGCGCAACCUGCUGCCGUGCGCCGACAUCGGCGUCAUCGAGCUAACGGCCAAGGCGGUGGCGCGACUGGCCAUGAGCUCCGGCCUGAACUCGGCCGAGUACGUCGAGUUCGAGGUCAAGCGCGCGCUCGAGUGGCUGGGCGGCGAGCGCAACGAGAACCGGCGCCAGUCGGCGGUGAUCCUGAUCCGGGAGUUGGCCGCUUCUGUGCCGACCUACUUCUUCCAGCAAGUGGGUCCGUUCUUCGACAUCAUCUUCUGCGCGGUGCGCGACCCGAAGGCCAGCAUCCGCGAGGGUGCCGUCAGCGCCAUCCGCGCCGCCCUCCAGGUCACGGCGCAGCGCGAGGUCAAGGAGACACAGAAGCCCCAGUGGUACCAGCAGUGCUUCGGAGAGCUGGAGCACGGCUUCGUCGACGAGAACCUGCGCGGUCUGACGCGCGACGACCGCGUGCACGGCUCGCUGCUGGUGCUGAACGAGCUGCUGCGCUGCAGCAACGUCGACUGGGAGGUGGAGCAGCAGGAGCUGGAGGCGGUGGCGCUGCACCAGCCCGAGCGGCACGCCCGGCACCAGCAGCAGUCGGCGCCGCGCCAGCGCCGCUACAAGGCCAUGCUGCUGCGGCUGGCGCAGAAGCCGACCUUCUCGCCCAGCUACCUGCUGAGCGGCGCGCCCGUCAGCGGGCAGCCCCUGUACGCCAGCCUGACGUGUCGCGCCCUGCUCAACGCCAAGUACACCGCCGUCUGCCACCACGUGACGUCGAACAUGUACAACAAGAGCCCGUACGUGCAGCAGGUGAUUCUGGCGAUGCUGCCUCGGCUGGCGGCCCUCGACCGAGCCAAGUUCUGUGCCAAGUGA
Pollicipes pollicipes is the source of this 1403-nucleotide messenger RNA. Its product is annotated as serine/threonine-protein kinase mTOR. Gene Ontology annotation, biological process: TORC1 signaling; negative regulation of macroautophagy. The transcript is spliced from 7 exons. The record is from RefSeq and is a predicted model, not a curated record. Gene Ontology annotation, molecular function: protein serine/threonine kinase activity. NCBI's taxonomy places the organism in Eukaryota, Metazoa, Arthropoda, Thecostraca, Pollicipedomorpha, Pollicipedidae. Gene Ontology annotation, cellular component: cytoplasm; TORC2 complex; nucleus. Bases 261 to 1403 code for a protein of 380 amino acids.